This is a messenger RNA of Bursaphelenchus xylophilus (pine wood nematode), 367 nucleotides long. The record is from the annotation of a GenBank genome assembly. NCBI's taxonomy places the organism in Eukaryota, Metazoa, Nematoda, Chromadorea, Rhabditida, Aphelenchoididae.
AUGAUUUCGAUUACCCUUAACGAAUAUAUCCGGAAGACAUACGCCGUGUCCAUUGAUGGAGUCGAUAUCAAUACUUUGAAGUUAAUAAAUUUUAGUGUAAGUUUUUAAUAUCAUAUAUUUUAUGUUUUUUAUUUUUUAGAAUUUUUACAUGAAAUUCCGUGGACGUAAGAUUUGUCGUCUGAAACCUGUUCAAAGCAAAUGCGGUGAGAAGCUGUGGUUCUUUUCGCUGUACGAUAAAGAUGAUGGAUGUGAGAGCGACACUAGAUGUCUCUUUGACGGAGAUGAAAUUCAAAUUUAUUUAACACCUGUUACCAAACGUCACACUGAAGUCCCUCAAUCUGAUCUUAUUUUUUAUACAAAUAUUUAA